CUAACCCGUAUUUCACAAUCUAUAGUUGUUACAAAGUGCUUUAGUGGUCCAGAUAGUUGGGCAUCCUAUUCUUUUUAUAGGUACUCCUUCCACCAUAGAAGCUUCCGUAGUUGGCCUCUUUCCGUUGCAAACAACUUAAUGGAGAAUAAAAAAGGUUCUGCCCUCUCCCCCCACUUAUGGAUCGCUUAUUGGCUCUAUAGAUGGUCCUCUUCAGUGUUCAACCAUGUUCCUUUCUGUGAAGGCCACUUUUGUUGUUUGGCCCAGAAGUCUUUCCCCACUACCAACAGUUGUAUGCUUUUUUCAAGUAUUCUGUGGUGGAAAUCUUUUAUGGUUUUGAUUCUAUGCCUUCUAUUGUUGCUUUUUUGAAGUUUGCUCACUUCAUUAGCAAUUUGUUCAUGCAUCCAUUUUCUAUCCAGAUUGAAAACAAACAUACAAAUUGGGUGGUAAAUCAAGCCAAAAGCCAAAUAAUAUACGAUUUUAUGAAUCUUUAUUUGCUUUAUAGUUUAUCUAUAUCGAUCUUCUUGGUAAUACAAAUGUGUCCAUUUUGGUAGAUGUUAAAUGUAGAGUUUGGCAAAGCACAAUAGCACAUGAUAUGGGGACAGUUAUAAACUCUAUCCUACGCCUUAGAUUUCCGAGAUAAGAGACAGAUUCUUUUAGUUUCUUAAAGGAAAAGAUGCAAACGGGUGGGGAAUAGGAUGAUCAGCACAUGGGGAUGUUGGUGCAUGUUGCUUUUUCUCUAUAUUGAAAUUCUUUAGUUAUAGGUCAUUAUGUCAUAUUGUCUUAAAUGGGUCGGGUAGCGUAUCAAAUAGAUAAAGCUUAAGUACAAAAUCACAAUGAGGUAGUGACGUCCCAAAGUUCUUUUUAUUUGUAUUUGAUUUUUAUAAAUAAUUAAUUGUUUAUUAUAAAAAAUAAUAAUUAACCUAUAACUUUCUAUGUAAAACAAUUUUAGUAUUCUUUGACUGAUUUAUACAACAAUAUUCUAUCUUUUUAUCAAUUUACACGACCAAGUUCCGACCCUUUUACGGACAUCCACACUUAAAAUAUUACAUACCAACAAUUAUUUAAUUAAACCUCCUAAAAUUUAUCAACUUGAACGAUUAUUAAUAUUAUAGUAAAAUUAAAAUAUAAAUAAAUUGACUUGUAUUGUAAAGAGGGAAACAAAAGAUGUGCGAAGUUGAGUUAUAUGUAAUGAUAGAGCUUCAUCUGGCAUUGCCAUGUGCAUCUAGCAACUAGGUCCACUUCUCAUUAUUUCUCAUCUAUUCUCGAAUUAAACUAUUAAUCUAACUCUGUACUUCCAUAUGUCCCUCCAUAUGUUUCUCUCUCUUAUACACAAUAUAUAAAUGCCUACGGUGAACAGCAGCAGUCCAGCACCUUGCAGCACGAGAUCAUGGUCUAUCAGUGAUGAUUCGUUAAGGAGGUUCGUCUUCUUCGCUAGUGAGAGCUGUAUACAAGAUCUAUUAUCUGCUUCAGAUUCCAACAGAGCUGGAAACGGGAACGAUGGAUGGAAAGUACUGGCUUUUGAAGACGGAGUUGAGAUAUCCAAACGGAGGUCUGGAUCUGGAUCUUUUCAUGCUUUUAGAAGCCGAUGGUUGCUUAAAUCCGUGUCGACUGAACAGUUUAUCACAGUUGCAAACGCCAUUGAUGCUGCCAAGCAAUGGGACUCGGAUUUGGUGGAAGCAAGAUACAUCAAAGAUCUUGAUGAAAACCUGAGCAUUAUACGACUGAGAUUUGGGGAGAGUGCUAAGCCUGUUUUCCGUAAUCGAGAGUUCAUUGUGUACGAGAGACGCGAAACAAUGGACGAUGGGACUCUGGUGGUAGCUGUAGCUUCAUUGCCGAAAGAGAUAGCUGCAGGGUUGCAGCCAAAGCAGAAUAAUUCUAUAAGAGGGUUGCUACUGCAAUCAGGAUGGGUUGUCGAAAAGCUUGAUGAUGAUUCAUGCAUGGUGACUUAUGUAGUUCAGAUGGAUCCUGCCGGAUGGUUACCGAAGUUCUUUGUGAAUCGAUUCAACACAAAACUGGUUAUGAUCAUUGAAGACCUUUGGAAACAAGCUCAAGCUUGCUCUGCCAUUCCUUCCAUUACUGAUCCAUCAUGAAACAAGGGUCUACAAUUAUUAUAGUGAUACUGAGUGAAUACGGUUUACGUAUGAUUGUAUCAUGUCAUGAUGUUAUAUAUAUGUAUGAUAGAACAAAUCAAUCAAUUUUGAAGAGUAAUGAUAACAAGUGUGAAGUGUCCACCUCUUGUUAAUUUGAAAACAGAGAAAAACAUUCGCCAAAAAAAAAAAACAUUCUACACUAUUCAUCUUAUGAUGUUUAUUUUGACAAAUAAUUUAACUAAAGCUAAAAUAACAUGUUAUACCGCAUGAUCAAAACUUAUUUUAUACGGAAAAAAGACAAAACGAGAUUUUUCUAGCACUCUGUUUUUGUAUGUAUUUGUGUGAAAGGGGAGCGACAAAUUGACAGAUUGAAUACUCG
This is a messenger RNA of Lactuca saligna, 2469 nucleotides long. The record is from the annotation of a GenBank genome assembly. NCBI's taxonomy places the organism in Eukaryota, Viridiplantae, Streptophyta, Magnoliopsida, Asterales, Asteraceae.